Messenger RNA from Dendronephthya gigantea, 1603 nucleotides. RefSeq names its product F-box/LRR-repeat protein 20-like. Gene Ontology annotation, biological process: positive regulation of protein ubiquitination; SCF-dependent proteasomal ubiquitin-dependent protein catabolic process. Gene Ontology annotation, cellular component: SCF ubiquitin ligase complex. The record is from RefSeq and is a predicted model, not a curated record. The coding region runs from base 143 to 1603 and encodes 486 amino acids. NCBI's taxonomy places the organism in Eukaryota, Metazoa, Cnidaria, Anthozoa, Malacalcyonacea, Nephtheidae. The transcript has 3 exons. Gene Ontology annotation, molecular function: protein binding.
UCAAGAAAAGCACGAAACGAUAUGCACUCGCGAACUUUGAAAUUCAGUUGCGUCUGUGGUUGCGUGCUCGCUGACGCAACAAAACGUCGCGUCAUAAUUGCCGUUUGUGCUUCAUUCUUCUUUCAAACAGAAACAAAGGUUUAUGUACGAAUAUAAAGAGAGAUAUUUCAUGCGGCCAACAAAAUCUGCAUUUUUCCCAAUGGACGAAUUGCCAGAUUGUCUUCUGCUUCGAAUUUUCACGCAUUUGAACAUGACGGAUCUGGGCCGAGCGUCCAGAGUCUGUCGUAAAUGGAAGCGUAUUACCUACGACCCAAGUAUCUGGCGUUCCGUAAAUUUGGAAAGACAUGCACGGGCAAUGGACGAUAAAUCCUUCCAAUUGAUGGUAAAAUCAAGACUAGGACCGUCUCUUAGGCACUUAAAUUUAUCGAACUGUGCCGUGACAAGUAAAAUGCUCCGGCAGUUGGCGAAAACUUGCAAGAGCCUGCACAGUGUUAUUUUUGGAAAGGGCUCGAAACUGGUUAACUCCGGUAACGACGAGGUGAUCUUCCCGCCAAAUUUAGAACUGUUAGAGCUACGACCUGCCCGGGGUGACUUUUCAUUUCUAAAACGAAUUCCGCGGCAUUUUACGAAGCUAAAGUAUUUGGGAAUUGGCAGCCACUCUUCGAAAGGUCCUGUGCCAAGAAUGUUUGUCAAAAUGCAAAAUUUGACUAUACUAGACUGUACAAACUGUGAAGUUAUGAAGGACGAACACGUGCAAACCAUCUCCAUGUGCUGUCCAAAAUUAGAGUCCUUUUGCCUGAACGGUUGCAAGAAUAUUUACGGCACAACAUUUGAGGAAUUGCUGCGACGAUGCACAAAGCUGACGACAUUGUUGCUACGCUACACGCCUAUACGUGAUAGUUGCUUCGACACAGAGUUAUGGUCGCAAACCAGUCUGGAGGAAAUAGACAUCUCAGCCUGCACACACCUUACACGCACAGGUCUGAUUCGGCUGCUGACGCAGAUCAAAACAUUCCGUUACCUCAACUUAUCCUACUGUGGUAUCGGGCGAGCCGUAACCGACAGCGUUCUAAUCGCGAUGACAAGCUAUGGUUCUAGUGCAAAAAUCGAAAUGUUGGAUAUUAGAUGGAGUAUGAACAUCACCCCUCAGGUUCUGCGAGAAUUCCUUAAAAGCUGCCCGAAACUCAAAUGUCUUGGAAUCUAUCAGUCAUCACAUAUCAACUGCAACGCAAUGGCAGAACUCUUGGACUGCGUACCGAAGCUGGAAAUUCUAGAGUUCGGCGCGUUUGGCAAAGCGUCGAUUUCCGAGAGUUUCUUGUUCCCAAAUCUGGUUCAGCAUUGUCCUCAUCUGAAGGCGCUGUCCCUCAUCAAUUUUCUAUCUUUAAAUCCCUAUACGGAUGGGCAACUUUUCGGUCGUUUGCUGAAUGGAUGUUCAAGGCUGGAGCGUAUAAACCUGUGCGAGCCUGAUCCUACUCUGACGUCACUCAUCGGAAGUAUUCGUGUGACGACGACGGCGAAGAUUACGCAACGAUGGCAGUGUGUGUUGCCAGCGCCCGAUGUCACCCUUGACGCGGUCAUGAAUGAAUUUAGUUACCUGUUGUGA